Messenger RNA from Lytechinus pictus (painted urchin), 5962 nucleotides. Its product is annotated as adhesion G-protein coupled receptor D1-like. The record is from RefSeq and is a predicted model, not a curated record. Gene Ontology annotation, cellular component: plasma membrane. Gene Ontology annotation, molecular function: G protein-coupled receptor activity. NCBI's taxonomy places the organism in Eukaryota, Metazoa, Echinodermata, Echinoidea, Temnopleuroida, Toxopneustidae. Bases 118 to 1881 code for a protein of 587 amino acids. Gene Ontology annotation, biological process: cell surface receptor signaling pathway; adenylate cyclase-activating G protein-coupled receptor signaling pathway. The transcript has 16 exons.
CUGGCUAACACGUGUGUGACAUUUCCAAAUGACACGAGUAGCUGUGAAUCCCUUUCACUGACGUGCUCUAACUUCGGGAUUGGCGAAGAUGACCAGAUCAAAUACGAAUCAUUUGAGAUGACUAACGACGAAACAGCACGGAACCAGAUGAGUCACAGCUACGCAACAUGCCGGAUCCAGGAGGUUUGCAGUAGCUCUUCGAACGGCCAGCCAACCAGGUGUAACGUCAUUGAGGAUGUUCUUACUGAGCUUGAGCCGAGCCUGUGCCCUGGAACGUGUUAUUACAUCAUUGUUCCUCAUUUCCCAUGCGGAGAUGACAAUUACACCUCUACUGUGUAUAUGACGCAUGUGCCUGAAGGAAACACAGUCAUAAAGGUUUACCGGGCCCAGAGCACUAUACCUGCUGCUAAUGUCACGGUCAAUGCCGGAUGUGAUGGAAUCGAAGGACAGGCGGCGGCCGACUCCGCUAGCUGUGAAAUAAUGGUCGACCAGUCCUGUCCCGGCACAAAUGUUCAGGCCUUUGAGGCCAACCAGGAUAUCGCACUUGAAAUCAAAUCUGUAACCGGCGAGAAGAAAGUGGCUGUUUCAUUUUCUAAACAGUUUACAACUCCAGUGACCGCCCUGGUGACGAUCCAUGACACUCACGCCGGUGAUACCGAUACCGAUACCGAGAACGUCGUUGAGGGCGUGGAUGACGCCAACAAUGUGGUAAAAACGAAACUCGUCAUCGAUUCUCUUGUACUCGACAUCAUUCUCGUCGACGAUCAAGGAAGACAGAUCGAGCUCGAUAAUGGACAUUUGAUACAUUUGGCUUUUGGGUCAAAUCAGCCGGGAGGAUUCAAGGAGAGAGUUUGCCGCUUCUUUGAUGAAACAGAGGAAAAGUGGUCUGGCCAUGGCUGCCAUGUUUCUGAUAGUAACGAGACUGACGUCACCUGUGCCUGUAACCAUACUACCAGUUUCGCAGUGCUACUGCAGUUUGAGGAUUGUACAAUUGAAGGAGCCAAUCUGAAGAUCCAAACCCUGAUGACCAGGUUCUUCAAUGCCAUUUCUAUCGCUGCCCUAUUCCUCUCCGUCGUCAUUUUCUGCUAUCUCAAAUUGUACACAUCUGACCAGGUGAAAGUCCACAUCUGUCUUGCCAUCUCAUUGGCCUUGGCUCAACUUGUCAUGCUCUUCAUGGAUCAAACACAACACAAGGGCAUGUGUCGGGCCAUGGCUGGUAUCAUGCACUAUCUGCUGACUGCUUACUGCAUCUCCAUGAUACUUGAGGGAACACUCCUCCACCGCAAGGCAUCCAGGACUCACAAAGGUCCAGUCAAGGGCUGGGUGAUCAUUCUUGCAGUUUGGGGUAUUCCAUGCGUGAUGGUUGCCGUUUUGAUGGGGUCUUUGAUUGAUGGCUAUGGAGGGGAAUGCGCCUGUUUCUUGAACGUCCAAUACAAAACUAUGUAUAUCUGGCUUGCUGAGGUGUGUAUUGUCGUAGUGGUAAACACAGUCCUUCUGUAUCUGAUCAUGCGCACUUUUGUCUCUCUCAAGGCAAAUGCUAAGAAGAGUGAUAAGGACAGACUUAAGGCUACCGCUCGUGCCGUGUUGAUUAUGGUGCCUAUGCUGGGAAUGACGUGGGUAUUUGGCUUGCUUCAGGCUGUAAUGAAGAAUGUCUUCUUGCAAUGGUUUUUCAUCCUGAUGAACGCACUGCAGGGCCCUCUGUUCUUUGUGUUUCAGUGUGUCAUGCAUCACGAGGUUCAGAAGGUGAUUGGACGAAAGCGCAAGGUUGGUGACUCCUCCAAGUGGGCCAUGAACACCUCCACAUCUGGUACAGGAGGAACUCAAUCUACAGAUAAGGGUACUUCUCAGUUCACAGAGUCUAAAAUGAGUAAGGGACUUUAAGAAUUGUCGAGACGGUCCCUGAAGCAAAUGGCGUAGUCGGCGCCAUCAGCUCUCACAUUUUGAUUUCGUUAAUUCAUCAAUUAAUAUAGAGGUAUACGAGUUGGUUCUCAUCUGCUAUUUAUACCAUAACUCAUUAAGUUAACAUUUAAGUUUGCAUCGAAUUCACCGAAUGUCGAAUGCUUAUGCCGAUGAAAAUGCUCUGUAUAUCAAGUCAGGUUUUAAAAGACACACUAGAAAAAAGUACAAAUGUUAUGUUUAAGUGGAGGAAUAUUAUUGUGACUCUGAAAAUCCGAUAUAUUUUGAAAAUUGAUAUUAAUAGGGAAAUACAUGUUUCCCCCUAAUGAAAGGAUUGGUAAAGUAUACGACGGUUCUUUCAUGAUGUUAAAUGAUAAUCAGCACACUAAGAAAAAAGGGCAGUAUUGCACCUUCCAAAGGCAACAUUUUGGAACUUCUUUUGUGGUGCAACUUAGCACCGUAAUCCUGUUAAUAGGUGAUUUUGUUCAUCAAAUGGCGCAAUUAUCUAAGUAGCCCUGAAAGGAGGAAAGUUAUGAAAUGCUGGAUUUUGUACCCUUUUCCCUUAGAGUGCGAGAUUGCACCAUAAAAGGUGCAGUAAAUAUUGAAAUACGGAACAAAAUCGACCCUUUUUUCUUAGUGUUUGUUCAUUUUGCUUAUUUGGUGUUAUAUAAACGUGAUAAGCAAUAAAAUAUAUAAUAAACUUGACUUUUCAUUAGCCUUGAACGAUGUAAAUAUUAUUCCAGGCUUUGUCUUUCAUACGCUGUGCCAAUUAUGUAUUUAUUGUCUUUCUAAAGAUCAGUCUUUCGUUCUAAUCUUACCUCAGGUUAAAGGAGAAAUACGUAUAUUUUCUUUAAUUCAUGUCAAUUCUAGAAUUGUUUUGAAUUUGCUUAACUCUUCCGAGAAGCAUAUUUCAUAAUUUAUGAUAAUAGUAAUUAUCCGCUUGUAGUUUAUUUGCAUUCUUACAUACUUAAGGCAAUUAUCUAGAAUAGUGUAUCAAAUUGAAGAGGAUUUAUAUGGCAUUACAAUGUUCGAUAACUAAAUAACCUUUAUUGUAUAUAGUUGUAAGAUCUCACAGGACUGUUUUUAACCGAAUUUUAUUCGUCAUUUUUAUUUUCUUAUCCAUGAUUUAUUUUCUUAUUUGAAUGGCAUGCAAUGCUCAGAUUUUUAAAUAAGUUGUGUUUGAUGUAUUGUUAUCGUAUGACCAUGCACGUUUACAUUUUUUUGGAUUUUAAUAUUGAGUAAAUAUUUAAGUCAGACAAUUUCAGUCAAUUUUUAAUGAAUGUCAACUUUUAUUAUAUACGCACAAGUCAGUCAUGUGAUAGAAAACAUAUACAUGAACGUAGAGCAGCCUAUUUUCGUUUUAUAAAGUAGAAAAUUAAUAUCAUAAAAUCUAACAUUGCAACAGUUUGGUUCAAUAAAUUUUGAAAUAUUGGUAUCUAUAUUGUGCACUUCAUUCCAGCACAAUUAUCUUUUUUGUCAUAAUUAUAUCAACGUUACGUAAUUCAAAGUCAGCACGAAAUGACAACGUAAUUUACAAUUGGAGAUGGCAUGGCAUCCGUCCGGAAUAUACUAGAAGGUCUUUUAUUUUAACUUAUUUUAACGUAUUUUAAAAGAUCUUGGUCUAGAAAUUCCUGAACAUAUGUAUAUGAGGCAUUAUGUACAGACCGGUAUAACGAAUCCUCGUUUCCCAAUGUACUUACAUCAUUCAUUUAUAUUUAUGUGUAUAUGUACAUUAUAUCGACUAGAUUUUAUCUAAUAAUUUUUAUCUUUGUGCCUUACCUAGUGUGAUUAUUUCAGAUCAUCGUCAUCUUCUUAAUAUGUAAAUAGCAUAACAUAUAAUAUUGCAAGAUUUCAAAUGAUUUAUCACGUUUAGCUGAUAUACAUUAGUUUUCUUACAUAGUACGUAAUUUAAAGGCUUAAAGAUAAUGUGUAUGAUUUUUUUAGGUUCAUUAGUAAAGUAUGCAUUUUCAAAUAUCUUUCCCACAAAUAUCUUUAAUUUCAAAAGGAAAAUAAUUGAUAACUAUGAGAAUGAAAUGCACUUAUGCAUGGCUAUAAAUUCACAGGGUGCGGCAAGCUUGCCCCCCCCCCCAAUAUAGAAACCAUUAAAAAAGCGCCAGAUCUUUAACUUGUAAAUUCAAUUUACAAAUUCAAAACUUGCCAUGGUAAUCCGCUUUGCUGCAUUGCUUGUAAGGUAUCUGAAACAUUUUUUUUCACAUUUUUAAAUACAAGAUAGCAUGAAAGUGACGUCUUAUCCUCUCUCUGCACCAACCAGCCCACUCUUUCAUACUUUGAUUUAAAGAAAAAAUGAAUUUAUUCGGUAACAUUAGAUAUCAACAGCAAAAUCGUUUACAAUAAAAAAAAAAUGAGGGCUAUACAAAAUAAUGAGCCAUGAACUAAAAAGUUACUUAUUCUUGCGGAUGAGGCCCUACGGUAACAUACUAUUCUUUUUUAUUUUCUUCCUCUCUUUCCAUUUUGCCUCUUGUUGUUUGUUUCGGGGUUUAGACUACUUGAAAAGAAUUAUAGAAGCUACCGACUUAAUUCCCCAUGCAGGCUACGUGCCCAUGUAAAAACAAAAGCGAUAUUGUAACUAAUUUUAAUCUGUAAAUCAUUAUACUGAAUACAUUAAUCCUCGAAAUGUGAUAAAAAAAUACUAUGCUUUGCAUUCUAUCCUAUUUUAUUGUAUCAUGUUGACCGUAUUGUGUGGUUAAUUCUGAUAUUUUUAUUGUUCAGCAGAUAUUACUUAAGGGUUUCUGUUAUUUUUCUAUGUAAAUGUGUUGCACUAUAAUGGUAAUGAUAAUUAUACUAGAUCUUAGUUCACUUUCCAUCUGUGUGCUCAAAGCCGCAUAGGUUCAAAAAUUGAAAUGAAUAAAAAAAAGUGUUUGUCAAAUAGCACUCUUAUACAAAUAUGUGCUCAGGUUUCCACUGAAAGUGGUUGCUGAGGUCUGGGCUUUCAAACUCUGUGGAAGAGAAUUCCACAGGGUUGGCCCCGCGUGAGCGAAGACUGGUUCCCAAUGAUUUUUUCUUUGAAACCGGAAUUUGAAAAGAGGUUUAGGUUUCAAAGAAAAAAAUCAUGGGGAACCAGUCUUCGCUCACGCGGGUCCAAUCCUGUGGAAUUCUCUUCCAGGUGAAAUAUUUAAAUUCUGUAUUUCUAUCUGUUUCCGUUUUGAAUAUCGUGAGAUAAAGACACAAAAGCAAUCGAAUUGUUAAAUGACAGCCCCUCGGAGCAAUUUCUUGCCAAAACGUCAUCAAAAAAUCAUGCUUAGAUAUCUUUGAAGUGAUUGUUUCUUAGUAUAUCUUUAAAUAGAAAAUGACUUUGCCAUUUCAUAAGUAACUUGACUGAUUUUAUUCACCAGGUAUAACAUAACAAAUAAAAAUACAUAAGAUUUAGAGUAUCUAAUGGGGUGAUUAUCUCACCAACAGCGGAAUAUUCAUAUAACUAUCUGUUAAAAAAUAUGAAUAACGAAAUUUUUAAAUAAAACUCACUAUAUAUUAUUCAAAAUAACCAUACAAAAGAAAUAUAUGAUUGCAAGAAAAAAUGUAAAAGAUAUGUAAAUGACAGGGUCCUGAAAUAUGAAGUUUUUCUCCCCUCUCACGCUCAUAUCGAAGUUAUAUCCUUUUAUAGGUAAAAGCUAAGAUCCCUUUAAAAGUGGGCUGGACUUAUUAAAGAGUGAUUGCAAUAGACCUCACUACCAGUAAUGUUAGUCUUAAAUCAAUAAUUAUUAACGGAUAUGAAAUCAAUCAAGAGUUUUAUCUUUAUUUGUCGUUAGGGGUGCACUCUGAAUCAGGCCAUUUUAGGAUUGGAGAACCUGCAUGAAAUGGGUAUUAAGUUUGCAAAUUAUGUUUAAAAUUAAACCAUGAUGAAAGUAAAUAGUUUAUGACAUUAUCUAUUUAAACAAAAAGUACACAAUAUGGAUCAAAAGGAUACUGAUGUCAGAAUAGGUUUAUAGAUUAAAAAUAUUACCAGAGAUAUGAUAAGAAUGAUUUGUUAUUUUAGCCUACUGCCUUUGUCUUUCAUUAUGACAUCUAUUUUCUCUCGCACUUUCAAUAAAAGUAAACUUUGCACAAA